CUGCAAAUCUUUAAAAUUAAACCCUUGCAAAUCAGCUUUACAAUAUACCUGUCUUGUAGUGGCUUGAAUCCGUGAAGUGACCCGAGUUUCAUUUCUUGGAACACUCUGUUGGGCUCAGUACCUCUUUGUCUAAGGUUGCAAUGUCAUCCACUGGAAUGAUGAAGCAUGCAGGCAUUAAUUAAAGAAGGUUUUAGUUCAGGUGUGGCACCCCUUGUUGUUGAAUAUCCUGGCUGUAUACCUUUACAAAUGCCAAAUAGCCUUGGGGGAACGGGCUCUGGCAUGCUGAAGUGAAGAGUGAGCAGAUCUGACAGGAGAGAUUCUGACCAACUCAUUCACAAGUACGACAGCUCCAGCUGACUCACUGCAUGGUUGAAGAAAAGGUAAUACAGCUUGCAAAGAAACUCCUACUCAUGGGCGAAUCCGUUGCCAAGCCAUCGCACCUGAGAGUAAGCUCCACUUGCUGAGUGUUUGAACAAGCAGAGACAUGCUGCAAGCCAGCAAAGUGGGCCUUCCACACACACCCAGAGCACACUCUUAUAACCUACUGUCAGGUGGUGUGUUUCCCGAAGCUCUGCUUCAUCAGCUCGAAAUGUGGAAGAAACGGAAAGCCCGUCAACUGGAAAUUUCAGCUCCCGUCAACUUCCAGCACAGGGUCCACACUUCCUUUGACCCACAAUGCCACAAAUUUAUUGGGCUUCCCAAGCAGUGGCAGGGGCUUCUGGCAGAUGGUGUGAAGCAGCCAAAACCUCUGGAAGAUCGCUCCACAGUUAUACCUGAGGAUGUGGCACCAUUAAAGCCUAUUGUCCGUGGAAGUGUACCUGGAAUGAAUAAUUACCUCACAGGGCUGCUGUCCGAUCUGAAGGAACUCUCGUUUACAGGAUCCAGCUCUUUACGAAGAAAUACCAUUUGCUUUUCCCAAAGGAAAGAGUGGCCACUGAGGGGAAUCAAGGAAGGUGGCACCCAAGAAAUGCUGCAAAAGCAUGCAAGUUAUACGGGACGUUGGAGCAGUAAUCUCUCCAGCGAUCAGGAAAGACUUUGUAAAGGGGAGAAUGGAAGUUUCAUGGCUAGGCUCCAUCUGCCAAAGACUUCACAUUUGCAACAGAAUGAUGGUGGGAUUCACAGGACCAAAUUAACCCAGAACCUGACCAUUCCCUCACUGGAAUAUGAACGACAGAGAACAGAGUCUUUCAAUAAUGUACAAAGCCUUGCACCACAACCAGGGAACUCUGUCAACCCACCAGACAGAAGUGCCUUUGGACCAGACUCUCCCCGGGGAACAAGACCAAGGAGAAAAAACAGUAUUGGCUGGAGACCCAUUACCUGCUUCUUCAUUCAGUCCAGCCCAAAGCAGACAAGAGAUCGGGCUUCAUGCUCGGGUACCUCCCCUUGGGCUAAUGGAACUAGAGGGAACCAGCUCAGUGCCUCUCCAUCAGCAGACCUCUCACUGGAUACUUCAGCAAGAGUCACAUCAGCUAGCAAGAACCAGGCAAGCAACCAGCCCAGGAGCAAUGGAGGAGUAAUCCUGACCAGUGCUGGAAGUCCGGGGGAAUCCGUAAAGAAGGGGAGCAGAACGAAGAAUCCUGGAACUGUUUCAGCACCAAGUCGAGGCUCUCACCAGAUGAGGGGGAGCGUAUCCCAGGGGCAGGUGAGCCUAAGGGGGAGUGGCUCACACACACACUGCUCACCUCAGAACAGCCCCACUCUCCGAGAACAUCCUCCAGCCACGGGAGCUGGCAGAGUUACCCAUGAGCAGUUCAAGGCCGCCAUAGCAACUGUGGUUGACCAGACUGAUCCCAGGAAGCACCUGGAGUCCUUCAGUAAAAUUGGGGAAGGGUCCACAUGCAUUGUGUGCGCAGCCACAGAGAAGCAAACGGGCCGCAGAUUGGCGGUGAAGAUGAUGGACCUGCGGAUGCAGCAGCGACGGGAGCUCCUGUUCAAUGAGGUGGUGAUUAUGAAGGACUAUCAGCACGAGCACAUUGUGGAGAUGUACAGCAGCCAUCUGGUGGGUGACCAGCUGUGGGUUGUGAUGGAGCUACUGCAGGGUGGAGCCCUCACCGACAUCAUUUUACAGACCAGGAUGGAUGAGCAGCAGAUCGCCACUGUUUGCCUGUCAAUCUUGAAGGCGCUGGCUUUCCUACACUCCCAGGGUGUGAUCCACAGGGACAUCAAGAGUGACUCUAUUCUGCUGACACUUGAUGGAAGGGUUAAGCUGUCGGAUUUUGGAUUUUGUGCACAAGUGAACAGGGAGAUUCCCAGGAGGAAAUCCUUGGUCGGCACGCCCUAUUGGAUGGCUCCAGAAGUGAUUGCCCGAUUGCCUUAUGGACCGGAGGUGGAUAUCUGGUCCCUCGGGAUCAUGGUCAUGGAGAUGGUGGAUGGAGAACCUCCCUAUUUCAACGAGAAUCCUGUGGAAGCCAUGAAAAUGCUCCGAGACAAUCCUGCUCCCGGACUGAAGCGGGAACACAUGGUAUCCCCGAUCCUUCGAGACUUCCUGAGCCGGAUACUAAUCCAUGAAGUGCAGCAAAGAGCUAAGGCCGCUGAGCUCCUGGACCACCUCUUCCUUCUGCAGGCCGGGCUGCCCGACUGCAUGGUGCCUUUGAUCCAGCAGUGUAACCAGGGAUGAGGUUACAGGAGAGUACAUUUUUCCAAAAUGCUGAGUUCUCAUCUGUAU
Molecule: messenger RNA, 2668 nt
Organism: Mobula hypostoma (lesser devil ray)
Lineage: Eukaryota; Metazoa; Chordata; Chondrichthyes; Myliobatiformes; Myliobatidae
Product: serine/threonine-protein kinase PAK 4-like
Exons: 10
Coding region: 485-2620 (711 amino acids)
Biological process (GO): protein phosphorylation; regulation of MAPK cascade; intracellular signal transduction
Cellular component (GO): cytoplasm
Molecular function (GO): protein serine/threonine kinase activity; ATP binding
Source: RefSeq, a predicted model, not a curated record